AUACAAUCGAGCAGCACAUCCACAAAUACAAGUGUAUCAGGAGACUGGCGUUUGAUGUUAAUGACCGCUUUGGAGUUAGUCUGGGAAGGUGUGAAGAGAUCUAGGGAAAAACUUAAAGACACAGAAAACCGUUAAAAUGCUCUGGUAGUUAUUUUAAGCGCGUUAAGCUAAACCGGAAAAAUUCAAAAUGGUCAAAAAUUUCCAAAGGCAGGGUAUACAAUUAAGGCGGAAUAUGAGCCACAACCUACAAUCCAUUGACAGUGGCUCAGUGCGCUUUAUUGUUUUUUUAGGUUAUGUUCGUUCGUCAAGAACAAAAAUGUUUGGACCACUUUCGUUUAAAGAUUCGAGCUCGCAAGCGGAAUCGAACGAGGUGGCCCCCUGUCUUUUGUGCCCCAUCACCUUCAAUUUGAACACGAACUUCCCAUCCUUCCUAAAACACAUAUUCGAGGAACACAGAGUCGUCAUCGAAGACGCCCAGCACAUCGCCAACGUUGACUCCUAUGUCGACUACUGGAGAGCGAGGUUCAAUCAGCGACCGAUCGAGGAGAUUGUUCCGGCAGUGGAAAUUUCGCCUUCCAAUGCGAAAUACUUUGUUCUCUCCACUCUACUAAAAGACGACAAGGAACUGCGACACAAGCUGAAAUUGGACGCCAUGCUCGAAAGGCAAGAGUUCGAACGAACGGACACUUCGUUCAAAAUGUCUUGUCUGUUUUGUAAAUUGGCCUUCGAAGGGAAACGUUGCGACUACCUCGCGCAUUUGGCGACCGAUCACAAUGUCCGCCUCGGUAACCCGCACAAUUUGGUCUACGUCGACGAGCUAAUCGAACACAUCGGACGCGUGCUGGACGGGCUGCAAUGCUUGUACUGCGAGAAGACGUUUCCCGAUCGCAACACGCUGAAGGAUCACAUGCGUAAAAAGCAGCACAAGAGGAUAAAUCCGACGAACCGGCUGUACGACAAGUACUACGCGAGCAACUACCUGGAGGACUGUCGCAGUCCGAGCUUGAACGACCUGUCGAAGCUGGGCGAGAACUCGGACGAGGAGUACGCCGAUUGGAAGGACGUCGACGAUACGAUCACGUGCCUGUACUGCGGUCACUCGGAUAAGGACAUCAACAAGCUUUGCCUGCACAUGAGCAGCAAGCACCGGUUUAACUUUUACGAUCUCACGAAACACUUGGACUUUUACCAACGUGUCAAACUCGUCAAUUACAUAAGGAGGCAGAUUCAUCGUUUGCAGUGUAUCUCGUGUGAGCUGACGUUUGAGAGCGCGGACGCGUUGGAGGGUCACAUGCAGAAGACGGGCCACUGUUGUAUGCCGAGCUUAAAGGUGUUCGACCAACCUGAGUUCUACUUUCCCACGUUCGAAAACGACUCCUUCCUGCAUCAUCUCGAAUCUAUAGACGAUUGAAUAUUGUUUAAUUGUUACUUGUUUCUUGCAAAUAUUGUAAAUAAAUAAUUGUAUAUGUA
Photinus pyralis (common eastern firefly) is the source of this 1470-nucleotide messenger RNA. RefSeq names its product zinc finger protein 277. The record is from RefSeq and is a predicted model, not a curated record. The transcript has 4 exons. The coding region runs from base 188 to 1411 and encodes 407 amino acids. NCBI's taxonomy places the organism in Eukaryota, Metazoa, Arthropoda, Insecta, Coleoptera, Lampyridae.